CUACACAGCACCUGCGGCCCCCCCUCCCAGCACGAUGCCCACCCCCGCGGCGAGAGGGGGAGGUGGGUACGGCCCCUGGGGUACGCCGAGCGCUUCAUGACCGCCGCGCAUGACCACGGCUGCAUGACUACAGUUUACGCCCUCUGGUUGGACGCCCGCGCGCCCAUCGACUUCGAGGUGAUUAAGCAGGCCACCUCCAUCAUGUACAGGAAGCUGCCUCACCUGCGGAUGUCGAUCGGGCGCCACAAGGGCAAGCUGUGGUGGCGCGAGAUCCCGAGGGAGGCCGUGGACGUCGAGGAGCUGCGCAGCGACGACGUCCUGGCCACGCUCGAGUCGCUGCUCCGGCGCCGCUACCGCAUGGAGGAGGGCCCCCUGUGGUUCACGAGGUUCGUCCCCCUCCACGGCGAGGACGAGUGCGUCAGAGACAACAACCACAACCUCAAGUACAAGUACGUCUGCCUCUUCGGCUUCCACCACAACGUAAGCGACGGGACGACCAACAUGAAGUUCUGCAAGGUGUUCCUGCAGGUGGUAAACGACCUGCUGGCGGGCCGCGAAGUGGACAUGCGUCAGGAGGGGGUCUUCGCCACGCCGCUUCACGACCAGAUAGCCGACGACGCGUCCUCGCAGGGCUACUUGUUCACCAUCUUCCUUAAACGCUUCUACAAGGGUAUCCUCAGCUAUGGGGCCUACGUCAGGAACUUCACGCACAUUUACAGAAUGCCCGCAGAGAACAUAGCGAGCACGCGGGUCCUGCACCACGAGCUGGACGAGUUCACCACCAGGAACCUUCUCCGGCGGUGCAAGAUGGAGGGCGUGACCCUGAACUCGGCCUUCACCGCCGCCGCCAACCUCACGCUGUACCAGAUGAUGGCGGACAAGAACCACGAGCUGGACGCGACGACCGUCAGCUCCCUGCAGGCCAUCAACAUGCGGCGCUACUGGCCCAAGGACGCGCAGCCCAACACCUUCGGCUGCCACAUCUCCAUGCUGGACGUGGGCUUCGACACGAAGCGCGCCGACCUGGACGGCUUCUGGGAGUACUCGCGCGGCGUGCACUCGAGCCUCGUGUACCAGCUGACCACGACGCAGCACCCGCUCAAGAUCCAGCCCAUCAGCGAGCGCCUCAUCCUCAUCAUCCGCAGCAACUCGUGGCUGGACUGGGCGGGCCUCCCCUCCACCAACGAUAACCACUACACCGUGACCAACAUGGGCGACCUGACCCACACCUUCCCCGGCAUGGGCGAAGAGGUCGAGGUGUCGCGGGUGCUGCGCUCCGUGUCGUGCCUUCAUGCCCACGCUCUGCCAGCACACGCUGCAGACGUUCCGCGGCCGCUUCUGCUACUCCCUCGACUACUACACGCAGAAGCUUUCGCGGGAGACCGCCACCACGUACGCGCAGGGCAUCAUAGACCUUCUGCGGAAGUCCAUCCACACGCCCAACUGACGUGACCCGACGGCGAGGGAGGACACCCUCACGAAGACGCAGGCGACGACGGCUCGCCCAAGGAGACAGUGAGACGCCCGACAGCACAACGACGACGAAGCUCCCUUCAGAAGGCCCGCGAAGCGCCCCGGGAGGUGCAGAGCGAAGUCAGAGGACUGCCGCAGCAGCAGCUUCCUCAGCAGACAGAACCGCUGCUCGCCGUGACGAGAACACGACACACGACACGCAGGCACCAAGGCCCUGGCAGCUGCGGAGGCGACGUGCCCUGCCGUCCUGCCCGCGCCGAAGGGACAAGAGCCUCAUACCCAAUGCCCACGAUGUCUCUGUCAUACUCCCAAGCUCAUAUCAUUCACCGCUACAAGACCAUGACAAGUCCGGCCUCGACGCCACACUUAGCAUAGUAAUCUCUACCUCUUGUUUGUUCUGUAUGCCAUGUACAAAUGUAAUGUUCUUUGUUUUAAUUUUAAGAGUAUAUGCUCACCAGUAUUAUAGUGUGACUCACUCCGUAAAUAAAUCUGUUACUCAAA
This is a messenger RNA of Penaeus monodon (black tiger shrimp), 1974 nucleotides long. RefSeq lists its product as uncharacterized. NCBI's taxonomy places the organism in Eukaryota, Metazoa, Arthropoda, Malacostraca, Decapoda, Penaeidae. The record is from RefSeq and is a predicted model, not a curated record.